CUUCGGAAUUGGAAGAGGUAUUUUAAUUGUAGUCAUGUUCUAUGGUGCGGUGGUAUGGGACCCUUGGCUUAUUGUAGCUCAAAUUGUUUGCCUUCAAUGUUUAUACUACCUUAGUCUUGGAGUCUUCUUGUCCUUUCUUGUGGGCACUCGGGUUUCUCGAAUGAGUUUGGUCUAUUUCUUUGACUUUGCUACUGUUACUACCUCUACUGUUACUGGCUGGUGUGUUAUUGCUUCAUUCCUGCUCAGCUCAAUUGCAGGAGCUGGGUACAUGCUUUAUGUGAUUGAAAGGGCAAAAAAGUGCUUGGAUUUUUCAGCCACCCUCUAUAUUAUUCAUCUUUUUAUAUGCAUCGUAUAUGGAGGUUGGCCUUCCUCAGUAACAUGGUGGGUUGUGAAUGGUAUUGGAGUUGCAGUGAUGGCUUUGCUAGGUGAAUAUCUAUGCAUUAGACGGGAACUGAGAGAGAUUCCCAUAACACGAUACCGAUCAAAUGUUUGACUGACGAAGAAUCAGGUUGAAAGAAAUUUCUUGUGGGAUUAAAAUUCUUUGUUUUCCACUGCUUUGGAGGAGCUGAAAGGCUUAAAUUUUUAGAUGCCAAAUCUAAUUUUCAAUGAGAAAGAACUAGCUUAAGUUAUGGAAUAUAUUUCAGUGCUUUUGGAGAUUGUAGUGAAGUGCUUCUGAGAUGAUAGAGAGCAGCCAUAAAAGUUUGGGAUAGUGGUGCCUAAGUGAUGUGAAGCUGGAGCACAUAAGGCUAGGUAUGCAUUUGUAUGAGGAAAAUCCAAAUGUACAACUAUAGGUGACUUUGAGAAAGAUUAUACAUUGCGUCUGAUAGUGGUUUCUGAUUU
Molecule: messenger RNA, 840 nt
Organism: Theobroma umbraticum
Lineage: Eukaryota; Viridiplantae; Streptophyta; Magnoliopsida; Malvales; Malvaceae
Product: structural molecules protein
Biological process (GO): Golgi to endosome transport; Golgi to plasma membrane protein transport; protein localization to Golgi apparatus
Cellular component (GO): trans-Golgi network; Golgi membrane
Source: RefSeq, a predicted model, not a curated record